CGUAUGCUUCCAAAACUAUUUUUCCCUCUUUGAAGUUUUUCACGCUGCACCCCUUCUCUCUCCUUCACUGAAGCGUACAUAGAAAUCUCCAUUGAAGUGGUUUCUAAGCUUGAAACUUACUCUGAGUUCUCCAUUGAAGCGGCUUGUAUCUUUCUCUUCUGUAUUAAAGCAGCUUCUGAGCUUUGUUGGGCAUUGGUGGAAGAUGAUUUACACGGCAAUCGACACAUUUUACUUGACGGAAGAGCAGCUAACUAAUUCCCCUUCAAGGAAAGAUGCCAUUGAUGAGGAAACCGAAAAUACUCUCCGGAUUUAUGGCUGUGAUUUGAUUCAAGAGAGCGGCAUCCUUCUUAGAUUACCUCAAGCCGUUAUGGCAACUGGCCAGGUUCUGUUCCAUCGAUUUUACUGCAAAAAGUCAUUUGCCCGAUUUAAUGUUAAGAGAGUAGCUGCCAGUUGUGUUUGGCUGGCAUCAAAACUUGAGGAGAGUCCAAGGAAAGCCAGACAAGUCCUCAUUGUCUUCCAUCGAAUGGAAUGUCGAAGGGAAAAUUUACCUGUCGAACAUUUGGAUCUUUAUUCUAAAAAAUAUUCGGAGCUGAAGAUGGAUUUGAUAAGAACAGAAAGACACCUCCUGAAAGAAAUGGGUUUCAUUUGUCAUGUCGAGCACCCGCACAAAUUCAUAUCAAACUACCUAGCUGUCCUUGAACUUAAAGAACCUUCAGAGUUAAGGCAAGAUGCUUGGAAUCUAGCAAAUGAUAGUUUGCGGACUACACUAUGUGUUCGAUUUAAAAGUGAGGUGGUUGCUUGUGGAGUUGUGUAUGCUGCUGCGAGAAGGUUUGGAGUUCCCCUUCCUGAGAAUCCACCAUGGUGGAAGGUCUUUGAUGCAGAUAAAGCUGGUAUUGAUGAAGUCUGUAGAGUUCUAGCUCAUCUGUAUAGUCGUCCGAAGGCCAAGUAUAUACCUGUCUGUAAGGAGUCAGUUUCCUUCACAUCAUCCAACAAGUCUUGGGAUUCACAGAAUACUGCAGUGCCCAAAGAAGGUUCCCUGAAUACACCAGUGGCUAGUGCUGAUACUGGUGUGACAAAGACGGCUGCAGGUGCUGCAGCUAGUAUUGAUACUGGGGGAUCCAGAGACGCACUUGUAAAACAGGCACUUGACAAGAUGAAAGAUUCUAAGAGAAGCGAUGACGAGUCCAAGGACACGGCAAAUGAUGGUGAAGGAAGAGAGGACAUCAUGGUCAAGUCAAAGCCUGAACUCAGAACAGAAACUAGUGGAGAACGAAACAGGGAGUCAGAAAGGGAUAGAGAUAGGGAUAGAGAGAAAGAGAAGGUUAGGGACAGGGAUAGAGAAAGAGACAGGAACAGGGAUAGACAGAAGUCCCGGGAUCGUGAGAGGGGGAGAGAUUCUGACAGGGAAAGAGAGCGAGAUGAUAUUGAACGGGAGAUAGUGAAAGAAAGAAGUCAACGAUCCCGGGAUAAAGCUAAGGAUUUAGGAGGUCAUUCGGAUAAAUCAAGGCAUCAUUCUUCUCGAGGUAUGACCUCAAAUUCUACUUAUAUGGAAUAUCGAGAUCGUGAUUACCAUGCUUACUCGGCUAGGGACAAAGAUCGCUAUAGACAUCAUUUGAAACAAUAAUUCAGAUCUACCUGCUUUUGUAAUAAAAUGUAUAGCAGAAAUGUUCUGCUGUUGCAGAUGUUUUUGAUGUCUGGAUUUUGUUAGAGCAAGUAUGAUGAAAACAAUGUAUGUUAUCCACUUUGGAUGUUGUAAGUUUAAUCAACUAUUGUUUCACAUGUAAGAUACAGUACUGCUAGUUGAAACACCAGCUUGUUAAUAUCCCAAGCCUCCGGCUUCAUCA
Messenger RNA from Chenopodium quinoa (quinoa), 1844 nucleotides. Its product is annotated as cyclin-L1-1-like. Gene Ontology annotation, molecular function: cyclin-dependent protein serine/threonine kinase regulator activity. The transcript is spliced from 9 exons. NCBI's taxonomy places the organism in Eukaryota, Viridiplantae, Streptophyta, Magnoliopsida, Caryophyllales, Amaranthaceae. Gene Ontology annotation, biological process: regulation of transcription by RNA polymerase II. Bases 203 to 1624 code for a protein of 473 amino acids. Gene Ontology annotation, cellular component: nucleus. The record is from RefSeq and is a predicted model, not a curated record.